AGAAAAAAGAGAAAAAGAUUGGGGAUUCUCUGGUUUGGCAUCGUUCCAGAGGAGGAAGGGCUGAAAGAGAGUGGACCGUGGAAGGAGAAGCGAUGACGGAUACGUUGGUCAAAGCUGCCGUCGAUGCCAUUCACUUGAGCCCUACUCAGGCUGUUCUCUACCUUUCCGGCGGCGCUUCUCAGGCCAUAGGAUGGUUGCUUUCAGUUCCUGGAGCUUCCGGCACAGUCCUCGAAGCUGUCGUACCUUACUCUAGGCCUUCCAUGAUCCAGUUACUCGGCAAGGUUCCCUCUCAAUGUUGUAGCCGUAAAACUGCUGAAGAAAUGGCUUUGCUGGCUUAUAAUCGUGCUCUAAAGCUAUCUAGGCCAGGUUAUCCUGUUCUUGGUGUCGGUUUUACUGGUUCUUUGGCUACCACUCAUCCAAAAUUUGGUGAUCACAGGAUGCAUAUGUCAACAAGAUUGGCUAACCGACGUUGGGUUUCCACAAUCACACUGUCGAAGGGUUUACGUACUCGGGAGCAAGAGGAGAUACUCUCAAGUCAUCUUUUACUUAAGGCAAUUGCUAGCGCAUGUAAAGUUCCUGGAACCUUUGUUUCAGAUUUGACUCGAUCUGAUUUAUUAGAAGAAUGUGAAACGCUAUUCUCGGAGGAUGAAGAACUAGAGCAACUUAAAAGCGGGGAAGUUUGCUUUAAGGUCUAUCCAUUUUUAAGGGAGACCUUUACAACAGAUGCAGAAAGAAAAAUAAUACUCUCUGGUUCUUUUAAUCCGUUGCACGAUGGUCACGUCAAGCUUUUAGAGGUUGCAACCAGCAUUUGUGGUGGUGGGUAUCCUUGUUUUGAAUUAUCGGCUGUGAAUGCUGACAAACCACCCCUAUCAGUAUCACAGAUCAAAGAUCGUGUCGAGCAAUUUAAAAAAGUUGGAAAGUCAGUAAUCAUUUCUAAUCAGCCUUACUUUUACAAGAAAGCCGAACUUUUCCCUGGUAGUGCCUUUGUUAUUGGUGCUGACACUGCAGUAAGGUUGAUAGAUCCCAAAUACUAUGAUGGGGAUUACAAGAAGAUGCUGGAAAUUUUGCUCCGAAUCAAGAACACUGGGGCGACGUUCCUCGUUGGUGGUCGAAACAUAAAUGGCGUUUUCAAAGUUCUUGAAGAUGUUGAGAUUCCACAAGAGCUAAGAGACAUGUUUAUCUCAAUACCUGCAGACAAAUUUCGUAUGGACAUUUCCUCCACCCAAAUAAGAAAACAACUUGGAAUUUAAUCUUCUAGGUGAUUAGGUAAAGAACAAUGAAACUUCUUUAAAAAGAAAUCUAUUUUACUUUUAGUUUCAUAGUAUGUACAGUUUGCUUAAAUAUAUUUUACAUUGGUGUAAAGAUUAGAUCAUUUUUGGCAUUCAAGGAUUUAAAUUGCUUGUUUUAGGACUAUCAGCAUA
This is a messenger RNA of Cucurbita moschata (crookneck pumpkin), 1421 nucleotides long. RefSeq lists its product as uncharacterized. The coding region runs from base 93 to 1250 and encodes 385 amino acids. Gene Ontology annotation, molecular function: ATP hydrolysis activity; nicotinamide-nucleotide adenylyltransferase activity. Gene Ontology annotation, cellular component: cytoplasm; nucleus. The record is from RefSeq and is a predicted model, not a curated record. NCBI's taxonomy places the organism in Eukaryota, Viridiplantae, Streptophyta, Magnoliopsida, Cucurbitales, Cucurbitaceae. The transcript is spliced from 12 exons.